AUGGCUCGUCGUUUCCUCCAAGGGCAGAAUGUUACCUUCGGGUUGAGUUUAGUCCUGUUCACCUUCAUGCUAUUGCCUACUUUCUUCGUCUUGGUCGCGGUGGUAGUCUUCUUUCUGCUUGUGUACCCUGGUCUGCAGAAAUCCGUCGAAACCGAUGGCGAGCAAGGGGUCCAGCCACAACAGGCGGAAUUGAAGAAUUGA
Molecule: messenger RNA, 201 nt
Organism: Penicillium odoratum
Lineage: Eukaryota; Fungi; Ascomycota; Eurotiomycetes; Eurotiales; Aspergillaceae
Exons: 1
Coding region: 1-201 (66 amino acids)
Source: RefSeq, a predicted model, not a curated record